AUAUCAUUUCACGUUUUUGAUAAGAAUUUGCAAUUUAUUUUUUAGAAAUUUUCGAACAAAAAUUGAAUAAUUUUCACGAAAUAAUAUAGAAUUAUUCGAUAAAAGUUCAACAAGACUUUGUCACCGUAGAAUGAAAUCUUCUGUUCUAAAUAUUUUCAUAAUCAGAUGACUUUUGAGUAACAAUGAAGAAAAAGAAAAAAACCUUCCAAUCUGUGCUAGAUUUUGGUUCAUUUCAAAGACGAGUCGAAGAAUGUAAAUAUUCCAUAUCCGGAUCAGAAUUCUACAACAGGUUGCUAACUCAGCUAAAAGACGGUGUAAAAUAUUUAGAUUUGGAAAACGUCUCCAACAUUUUAUGCUACGGAUUAGGCAACUUCACCAGUAGCGUUACAUCUCGAUACCAACUAGCCUUGUUACUACUAUUACAAGAGUGUUUUCAAGUCGAAAUUUACGCUUACGAUCCAAUCUUUUCGCAAAUCGAGAUCGAUUUCCUCAAACAGUUUAAUUUCACUGUGAUCGAUGAGAACGAAGAAGGCAUUAGAGAGAUUUCGGAACCAACUUUAAUAUUUUUACCUCAUUGCCCAACAGCUUUAGUGAACAAUUUAUUAUGGCGUAAUUGGAGUACUUCGCUGUCCAAUUGUAUCGUGCUCGGAAACAGUUUUAAGACUUUGCUCGAUCGACAUUCCGAACGAUACUUCAAAGAAAAGUAUUAUUAUAUUUAUUCUAUUCUACCUUCAACGCAGGAAACUCAAGUAGAGAAUAUAUUCCGGUUCACGGAUAUUUUUAAUGAUAUUUCGUUGCAUGUUUUUCCGCCGAGUAAGCUGUCCCAGAUACCUACGACUUUUUGGAACGAUAAAGUGAAACCUGUUUAUACGGACUGUGAUAUUGAAUGUAUUGGCAAGAAAUUUUCGGAAACAUUACGAAUAUAAAAAAGAAGGAAAAAAUGUUGUAAAUAAAAACCGUUGGUUGUAUUUUUUUUAAAAAUAAAAUGUGAGGUAGAAAUAAUGAUAUUGUAGUAAUAAAUUAUAAGAAUUGUAACUAUGGUCAAUUAAUUUUUUUGUUUAAAAAUUAACACGAGAAUUUGAAUUUAUUAUGAUGAACACGAGAAAAUGUACUUAAUAAAAAUAAUAAUAAUAAAAUUCACGAUUAAAAAUUUGAAUUAAAAAAAUCUUUCAUUAUUUA
Planococcus citri (citrus mealybug) is the source of this 1179-nucleotide messenger RNA. Its product is annotated as SRR1-like protein. Gene Ontology annotation, biological process: microtubule-based process. The coding region runs from base 183 to 926 and encodes 247 amino acids. The transcript has 2 exons. Lineage: Eukaryota; Metazoa; Arthropoda; Insecta; Hemiptera; Pseudococcidae. The record is from RefSeq and is a predicted model, not a curated record. Gene Ontology annotation, cellular component: cytoplasm; nucleus.